AUGUCGCUCAACCGAACUGCGUCCAGGGUGACGCCUGUGCUUCUAAGGGGCGGUGCUAGAACUUUCCGGCGCACACCGCGCGCACACCGCGACAUACCUGCUAUCGCCAUUCUCAUCCCGCAUCGCUUCAGUAGCACAGAGACAUCGACUUCCGGUGGCGGCGCGAACUUCCCGCCCCCGGGCUUCAACUCCGAGCAGGCGAAGAAACCCCUGCCGAAGGAGCAGCAAAAGACCCCUUCGCAGGACAAGUCCGUGUCGGAAGCUAAGAACGAGUCGUCAACCAAAGAUCCUGAGAAGCCAGACACCGUCAAGGAGGCCACCAAGGCCCACAGGGAUGGAGCGACCUCAACCCCGAAGACGAAGACUGCCGAGGAUCAGUCCUUGAGCGAGUUGGCUGCAGAGAAGGCUGCGGCGGACAAGGCGGAGGACAAGAUGGUGGCAGAAAAGAAGAAGGAGGACAAAAAGCUUACAAUCUGGCAAAAAGUAAAGAAAGAGGUGGCGCACUACUGGGACGGCACGAAGCUGCUGGCUACUGAAGUCAGGAUUAGCUCCAAGCUUGCGCUGAAGAUGGCGGCCGGUUAUGAGCUUACGCGGAGAGAAAACCGACAGCUCCAGAGAACUGUUCAGGAUCUCGGACGGCUGGUUCCAUUCUCGGUCUUCGUCAUCGUGCCCUUCGCCGAGCUGCUUCUCCCUAUUGCCCUGAAGCUUUUCCCCAAUCUCCUACCGAGUACGUACGAGGGUCAGAAGAGCAAGGAUGCCAAGGCGACAAGCUUGCGUGCUACCCGUAAAGAAGUCAGCAACUUUCUGCGGCAGACAUUGAAAGAAACUGGCCUGCCAGUCACCGCAGCCAACGCUCAAAGGGAGGAGUUUACUGAGUUCUUCCGCAAAGUUCGCAGCACGGGAGAGUCCCCUACAAAGGCCGAUGUCAUCAAGGUCUGCAAGAUAUUCAAGGAUGACCUCACGCUUGACAACCUUUCCCGGCCACAGCUGGUCGGUAUGUGCCGGUACAUGAACCUCAAUACGUUUGGAACCGAUACGCUUCUCCGGUAUCAAAUCCGGCAUCGCAUGCGGCAAACCAAGCGCGACGACAAGGCGAUUUCUUACGAAGGGGUAGACUCCUUGUCGGUACCUGAGCUCCAAUCAGCCUGCGCUAGCCGUGGCAUCCGCACACACGGCGUGAGUCCCGCUCGACUUCGGGAGGAUCUACAGCUGUGGCUCGAUCUGCGGCUGAAGUACGGCGUGCCUUCUACCCUGUUGGUCCUUAGCAACGCUUUCAUGUAUGCUCAAGGCAAGGACACCGAGCUUGAUUCGCAAAUCGACGCCCUGCAAGCUGUGUUGGCCAGCAUACCCGAGGAGCUCUUCCACGAGAUCGAGCUCGAGGUGCACACAGCCGAGGGUGCAGCAACAAACAAGCAGCGUCUUGAGGUACUGAAGGAGCAGCAAGAGCUUAUCAAGGAGGAGGCCGAGCAGAGCCAAGUGACGCAGGGCUCAAGUUCGAGCACGCCCAAGGAUGAUCAAGACAUCGACGAGAAGGAGGAGAGGGAGGAGAGGGAGGCCGAGAAGGAGGCGGAUAUGAUGGUCGCCAAGGGCUCUGGUAAGGACUCCGAUAAAGCGUGA
This is a messenger RNA of Coniosporium apollinis CBS 100218, 1617 nucleotides long. RefSeq lists its product as uncharacterized. Lineage: Eukaryota; Fungi; Ascomycota; Dothideomycetes. Gene Ontology annotation, biological process: intracellular monoatomic cation homeostasis. Gene Ontology annotation, cellular component: mitochondrial inner membrane. The record is from RefSeq and is a predicted model, not a curated record. The transcript is spliced from 3 exons. Gene Ontology annotation, molecular function: ribosome binding. Bases 1 to 1617 code for a protein of 538 amino acids.